Molecule: messenger RNA, 1393 nt
Organism: Ilyonectria robusta
Lineage: Eukaryota; Fungi; Ascomycota; Sordariomycetes; Hypocreales; Nectriaceae
Product: P-loop containing nucleoside triphosphate hydrolase protein
Exons: 6
Coding region: 164-1198 (344 amino acids)
Biological process (GO): cytoplasmic translation
Cellular component (GO): cytoplasm
Molecular function (GO): GTPase activity; GTP binding
Source: RefSeq, a predicted model, not a curated record
GACAAUUCCAUCACACUGCAAUUGCAACUAUCACAGAGGGCUUGUGACACCUCCCAACGACCGAGACCGAGACCCAGACCCAGACCCAGACCAGACCAGGCCACUUCCCGACUCAGAUCCUGCUAGCACCAGACUCAGACCGCAGCAGCCGCCAGCCGCCGCCAUGUCGACCACGGUAGACAAGAUCAAGGAGAUUGAGGCCGAAAUGGCCAAGACCCAGAAGAACAAGGCGACUUCGUACCAUCUGGGUCAACUCAAGGCCAAGCUCGCCAAGCUCAAGCGCGAGCUGUUGACGCCCUCGAGCAGCGGUGGUGGCGGCGGUGCUGGUUUCGAUGUGGCCAGGACCGGUGUCGCCAGUGUGGGCUUCAUCGGCUUCCCCUCUGUGGGCAAGAGUACGCUGAUGAGUCGCCUGACGGGCCAACACUCGGAGGCCGCUGCAUACGAAUUCACCACCCUCACUUCCGUGCCUGGCCAAGUCGUCUACAAUGGUGCCCCCUUGCAGAUGAUCGAUCUUCCCGGUAUUAUCGAGGGUGCCAAGGACGGACGUGGACGAGGUAGACAGGUUAUUGCCGUCGCUAAGACGUGCCAUCUGAUCUUCAUCGUGUUGGACGUGAACAAGCCUCUAACCGACAAGCGAAUCAUCGAGGCUGAAUUGGAAGGCUUCGGUAUCCGCAUCAACAAGGAGCCCCCCAACAUCACCUUCAAGAAGAAGGACAAGGGCGGCCUGAACAUCAGUCACACUGUGCCCCUGACCCACAUUGAUAACGAUGAGAUCAAGGCUGUCAUGAGCGAGUACCGCAUUAACUCAGCUGAUAUUGCCAUCCGAUGUGAUGCCACCAUUGACGAUCUGAUCGACGUCCUAGAGGCGAAGAGUCGAAGUUACAUCCCUGUGGUUUACGCUCUGAACAAGAUCGACUCGAUCAGCAUUGAGGAGCUGGAUCUCCUGCAUCGUAUCCCCAACGCAGUGCCAAUUAGCUCGGAGCACGGGUGGAACGUCGAUGAGCUGAUGGAGGCUAUGUGGGACAAACUCAACCUAGUCCGCGUGUACACAAAGCCCAAGGGUAAGCAGCCGGACUACACGCAACCGGUUGUUCUCCGAUCCUCGCGUUGUACCGUUGAAGACUUUGUAAGUUGCCUCCCAACUGUGACCCUCUUGCCACAUACGGACGCUGGGCAUCGUCACACCCCACCGGUUUAGUGAUUGCUGACUGAAGAUGCCUGUCCAGUGCAACGCCAUCCAUCGAAGCAUUGUGGAGGUGUUCAAAACGGCUAUUGUAUACGGAAAGUCUGUCAAGCACCAACCCCAAAGGGUUGGCCUGGGGCACGAGUUGUGUGACGAGGAUGUUGUCACCAUUGUCAAACGAUGAUGAAAAAAAAAAAGGAUCGAGAUGAA